AUGUGCUGCACCAGGCCGCCUCAUGUUUCAGUCGCUACGAUAUUUGAAAUAUCGCUGCCUGAGAACAUCAUAAACAAGAGAUUCAGCUGGGUUCCAGUUAAGGUAAGUGUCUUCGAGAAAUACACUCAUUUGCAAAUCAAUCUGGUUUUCAUGAGAGACUCAACUGAAUCUCUCGUUUAUGAUAUUCUACAACUGACUGUGCUGCACACAGGGCGCCUCAUGAUUCAGUUGGCACGAUAUUCGAGAUAUCGCAGCCUAAGCAGGAAUCACAUCGGUGCCUAUUGUUAUUAG
Messenger RNA from Opisthorchis viverrini, 291 nucleotides. RefSeq lists its product as hypothetical. The record is from RefSeq and is a predicted model, not a curated record. The transcript has 3 exons. Bases 1 to 291 code for a protein of 96 amino acids. Lineage: Eukaryota; Metazoa; Platyhelminthes; Trematoda; Opisthorchiida; Opisthorchiidae.